Messenger RNA from Lampris incognitus (smalleye Pacific opah), 2345 nucleotides. RefSeq names its product finTRIM family, member 82 (gene ftr82). The transcript has 7 exons. The record is from RefSeq and is a predicted model, not a curated record. Gene Ontology annotation, molecular function: protein binding; zinc ion binding. Bases 163 to 1887 code for a protein of 574 amino acids. NCBI's taxonomy places the organism in Eukaryota, Metazoa, Chordata, Actinopteri, Lampriformes, Lampridae.
AAUAACCUCUGGAAUUCAGAAAUACAAGUAGGUCCUGUCUCUGGCAGGCUGUGGCACACUCUUGAGGGCGGGUUUCUCCCUGUACUCGACGGUAUCUCUUCCUGUCUCCGGCAUUCCCCAAGUCACUGCGGGGUUCGCUUGUGUUCUUCUGCGCCUGGGACAAUGGCUGAGCCCGUGUCUCCAGAUUACUUCAGAUGCCCGCUGUGCGUGAGCCUUCUGAGGGACCCCGUGGCCAUCCCCUGUGGCCACAGCUUUUGUAUGGAUUGCAUCAGUGGCUACUGGAAUGACGCUGACUACACAGGGAUCUACAUUUGUCCCCAGUGCAAGAUAACGUUCACCCAGAGGCCUGUGCUGAGGCCCAACACCACGCUGACCAUGGUGGCCGAGAAGAUCAAGAAGAGCAGUCUGAACCUUCACCAGAACUCGUCGGCGGGGAACAGCUACGCCGGGCCGGCUGACGUCCCGUGUGACUUCUGCUCCGGGAAGAAACUCAAAGCCAUAAAGUCCUGCCUCAACUGUCUGGCAUCCUACUGCGAGAAGCACCUGAAGCCACACUACGAAUCGGCGACCUUCAAGAGGCACAAGCUGGUGGACGAGCUGGGGAACCUGGACAGGAAGAUCUGCCCCCAGCACCAGAAGUCCCUGGAGCUCUUUUGUCGCACGGAUCAGAUGUGUAUCUGUGCCAUCUGCACAGUCAGCGAGCACCGGGGCCACGACAUUGUCUCCGCCGAAGCAGAGAGAGGCGAAAAACAGAAACUUUUAGGAAUAUCCCAAGCUGAAAUCAGGCAAAAGUGCCAGGAGAGGGUGAAGGAGCUGGAGGAGCUGAAGACUGCGGUGGACUCCCUCAAAAGCUCGGCCCACAGAGCCAUGGUGGAGAGCCAGAAGAUGUUCGAGGAAAUGAUUCGCUCCAUUGAGAGGAUGAGGUCGGAGGUCACCAAACUGAUCGACAUCAACGAGAAGGCUGCGUUCAACCAGGCGGAGGCGCUGAUCGAACGACUUGAGCAGGAGAUUGACGAGCUGAAGAAAAAGGAGACCGGCCUCAAGCAGCUGUACAGCACGGAGGACCACAUCCAUUUCUUGCAGAACUUCAACUAUCUCUGCACGCCCACCGAUGACGGCAUCAUGCCUCGGGUCACGGUGAACCCUGACUUCUCAUUCGGGGCAGCCAGGAAGGCCGUGGCUGAGAUCAAGGAACGCCUGGAGGAGUUUGGCAGAGAGGAGCUGCUGAAGAUCUCCAAGUCAGUGAAUGAAAUCCCAGUUUACACGACGGAAAACCGGACGCUGGACAGGAAGAGCAGAGUGAAAGACACCACAGUGGACAGUGCUCCUCCUCCGGAGCCCAGAAGCAGAGCAGAUUUCAUCAAGUACUUCUGCCAGCUGAGAUUUGACCCCAACACGGCCUACAAGGAGCUUCAUCUGUCCGACGGCAACAGGAAGGUCAUCCGGACCAGGGACCUGCAAUCCUACGCAGACAACUCGGAGAGGUUUGACAGCUUCGCGCAGGUCUUGUGCCGGGAGGCUCUGUCGGGAGGUCGCUACUACUGGGAGAUUGAGUGGAGCGGGGAGUUCUCCAUCGGCGUGGCCUUCAAAAGCAUCAGCCGCAAGGGCAAAGGCUCCCUGUGUCUGCUGGGCUACAACGAUAAGUCCUGGAGUCUGCUCUGCUCCGACUCGGGCUACUCCGCCUGGCACAACCGAAUGGACAAGGCCGUCAGUGGUCCCCACUCCCCCAAGAUAGGGGUCUACCUGGACCACAGCGCAGGCAUCCUCGCAUUUUACAGUAUAGGCAACACCAUGACCCUUCUGCAUAGGUUUGAGACCACGUUCGUGGAGCCCCUCUAUCCUGGCUUCGGGGUGGGGACCUCAGUCAAGAUCUGCCAACUCAAGUGAACCCACCCCCAAUUCAAAUACUGAAAACUCAAGACUAUUUGAGUAUUUUGUGUGUUUUUCAUAGUAUACAAUAAUGCCUUUGGAAUAUAUUUUCCGCAAUAUGUAAACUGCACCGCGGCACAGCAGAGAAGUGCUGUGAGUGGGCAAAUUUUUGAAGGCAAGAUUCGUGAAUAUUUAAAGGAUUUUAUGCAUCAUUGUAGACAUCGUUUGAUUAGUUGCCGAGGAAAGUUACAAGAUGGUCCCAGUUAUAACUGCACGGAUACAUAAUCAACCACAGUGCCAAGCGAUUAAAAAAAAUGUUACUUAUUUUUUCACUUAAAGUAAGCUGUCUGUAAUAUCUUGUACGUUUAUCGAUAGGACUGCCAGCCAGCAAGUAAUUAUUCUACAACGAGAGACACUAACUUGUUUUACAGGAAGAAUUACUCACGUGUAGCGCUCAAUAAAGAGUUGAAAGGUAU